This is a messenger RNA of Ambispora leptoticha, 201 nucleotides long. The record is from the annotation of a GenBank genome assembly. Lineage: Eukaryota; Fungi; Glomeromycota; Glomeromycetes; Archaeosporales; Ambisporaceae.
AUGUAUACGAGAUAUAAACUGGGAUACGAAUGGCCAUUAUAUCCCGGUGAAACCUACCCUGUUCGAACUGUGCUACCUCAAUUCUAUAGAAAAUACUUGAAAGUUUCUAUGGAUAAUAUCCAAAAGCAUGAAAACAUCCCAAGAACAGUGGAUGAGCUUAAUGCUGUUCUAAAGAAGGAAUGGUCAAAAUUUUUUAUCUAA